CAAAACGGAACAACGCAAAGGCCAAAAGAAAGCAAAACAGUGACGAACGUGAAGAAAAAAAGCUGCAGUUUCGGAGCAUCGCUGUGAAAAAUCGGAUAAUUUGUUUGGAUUGCGUUGUUGGGAAAUCGAUUUUUCCGAGUGAAGGUUGAUUUUGGUUAGUGGGAAAACCGAUUGUCCGCUGUAUCUGUUGCUGCCCGUGCGUGUUAUCGUUGUUAUCUUCGGGGCGGGCAGGAAAUUCGUGGAAGGUGGAAAACCUUGAUGCGUCAUACACUUGAGAAAAGAUUUUCCUUGUGAUAAUCGCCAGUGUUUGUGUUUUUCAUCGAAUCGAGCGAAGGACACGGGAAAAAUCGGUAUCGCUCGUCUAGAAGUUUUCGAUCCGCUUUUGUGAGCGCAGAUUCCAGAGGAAGAUCUCAUCGCAGCCCCCAACAUGCCUCCGGCCAAUAACAACAACAGCAACAACGAUGAUUUACCCCCGCCAAAGGCGGAUUUCAGCGCGCCUCCGCCGUACGAGGCAACGGAUAACAGUGCUCACGAUCAGUACGCUCAAUCGAACCAUCCGGAAAUGACCACUAAAUUGCCGACAUACGAAGAGGUCCAGAUGGAGAAAAUGAUCAAUCACGAGUUGCCGAUUCCGCCGGGGGCUACAGUUCAUAUGCCGCCACCUCCGCCGCCCAGUAUUACCGGGCUACCCAUGGGACCGAUCGGACGCACCCCGGGAGGUCCAAACGGAGGCCCAGCUGUUACCUUUAUCGCCAUAGACACCGAUGGAGAGAACAUCAACGCCGACAACAGUCUUCUCGGGACGGACAUUGUAUUUGUGACAGCAUUUUUGGUAGCGUUCCUGUUCAACUGGAUCGGUUUCCUGAUGUUGACCUGUUUCUGCCAUACAAUUGCCGCCCGUUACGGUGCUCUGUCCGGGUUUGGCCUGUCCCUGGCAAAGUGGACACUCAUCGUCAAACACUCAACGGAUUUCGCUUCGCACGAAAAUUCCUGGCUCUGGUGGCUCAUCAUGGCCUUCGGGUUCCUAAUCUGCGUCCGGGCCCUCGUCCAGUACAUCAGCAUCAAACGAACGUGGCGACUGCUUUCGACGUCCGCCCAGGAGCGACUACUUUUCUUCUACUGAGUUUCGUGCGUAGCUUAGACGCAACAAGCACAUCCAUGUUGAAACAUUCACUUACAUAAUAGGAAUUAGUCUAUUUCAAAACGAGGCUCCCAUGGCCGCCGAAUGGAUGUUUAGGGUCAUCUACGCAAGCUUACAAACAAUCAAACAUGGAAGCAGCUGAGCGUUUUAAAGGAAUGUUGCUAGGACAGCGCAGGAAACACGUUUGUGAUACGCCAAUCACCUCGGUUUUUAGUAAGUAAAGAAACCGUUUCGAAAGAAGGUAGUUUAAACUAAUUUUAAAAACACCACGACACACCUGUAAAACAUUCCCCUUUUCGUUAUAUGUAGUUCAUCGAAUCUGUCGUCGUGAAUUUGUACUGGAGGCGCAUCACAGUAACCGUUAUUUAUAGGAGAGGCAUGCCGGAAACAUUGAAUGUUUGUGAUUUUUCUUCAGAGCCUAACUGACAUCGAUUUCGUUUCAUCGAUCCUCUCUUUGUGUUAUUACAGAAUGUGUAUUGAGGUUUUCAAAGAUUUUUUGGUUAAAAUACGAAGGAGACGACUGCAUCUUGUUAUAGAUACAAGAAGAAUACUGAUUUAGUUUGAUUCGAUCAAAUUAGCGAAAGAGAGAAUCGAUGAAGAAGUGUCGAUGAAGUCAGUUAGGCCCUAAUGAAAAAAUCAUUGUCGAAGGUUCAAGGUGUCUGUAGUUUGUGUGAAUGGAAUGAAAAUAUACUACCCGCCAUAAAUAUGAAAUCGCAUAUUGCAACGCUCAUACUGAAUAUUGCAGCACCUAAAAAUUUUUGCAUCACCCUGAAAUGUGAUUACAGGUCUUUCAGGCACAAAUCACUUAUGAAAAAUCAACACGCACCUAACAACCUAAUUGAUAAUGUUUCUAUCUGUUAGUGUUGGUGAGGCGCGUGAGUAAAUUCAAAAAAAUACUUGCUUAACGAAAAGUUGAUGUGAUCUAAGGUGCGGCUUAUAUUUCGAAAGUUGUUGUCAUAUGAGGCUAUUCAAUCAUGCUAAACGAUUGCAAAUCGGUCAUUUAAACAACUUUUCUUGGCAAGGUGCAACCUAUCGUGACCUUUUCUAUAGUUGGCAUGCUCAUUAGAGUGGCUUACGUUUAUACAGAACAAUUGGAAUCACGAACUUUACUUCCCGAAAAUUAAUGUUUUGUUGUCAAUAUGAUCCUCUGAAUAUCGGAGCUCAUGUCGUGCCCUGGAAAAGAAAUGCUUUAUAUGUUUCAUUUCCGGUAUUGUUCGUAAAUGUUAAAUUAGUUUAGUUUGUCUUGAUCAGGGUACAACAACAGUAGAUUUGGGUUUCGUUUAAAUUUUGCUGUUUUCGAAUCUUUGCCAAAUACUAAGAUGUUUUAAUAGACGCUGUGACUUAAAGAUAAACUUUACGCCAUUUGGUUUUGAUCUCUUUGCAAAUCGAGUACAAAUGAUCGAUGCCAUUGGCAUCUAGAAACAAAAACGUAAUGAUUACAUUUUUCUUCACAGUUAACAUGAAUUUACAUAUUUCAAUAAUACGUUAUAUCAGAUCAAUACCAUUGCUUAGAAUCUCUUGGAAACUCACGUAUCAAUUCCUAAAAAGGAAAAAGUUGUGCGAAUUGUUGCAAAAAUUUCAUGUUUACUCUUUAGCACUUGUCAUGUAUCAAACAAGUUCGAUAUUUCAGAUAUUUUCACAUAAUUCGCAACAAAAGCAUUGACUAAGCAUGUGCUCAAAAUUGUCUCAUAUUACGGUUACUGUGACGUCCUGAACAACUUCAAACCUAACAGAAAACCAUUAAUGUCACAUGUCACAGACAAGGCUUUAACCCCGAUGGGAAGUAGUUUGCUAUCAAUUGGGUUUUUAAAUUAUGAAAAAUGUAUUGAUUUUUUGAUUCUAUACGGAAGAGCACCUUUUUCUGAACCACUAUGAUUUUUUUCAGAUUUUUAGAACUUUAUUUUGGAACCUAAAAUCAAUUUCAAAGAGAUUUUUUGAAAACACCUUUUGACAGCUGGGCUACUGUUUGACAGCUCCGCCUAGUACAAACUGCGACGAGGGGUGAUUCGACAAAUCUCUCCCAUACAUACUUCAAAUUGAUUUUUAAAUAGGUUCCCGGGCACCAAAAUUCAUGAAAAUUUGGAUUUCGGCUCAGUUUCACAUGCAGAUUUAGAAUAUCGAAUUAUCUCAACACCGUUAAAGAAGCCAAUUGUUGUUUUUGAGAUGAUAACAUUUGCAGAAAAAAAAACAAAUUAGAAUGCCAUUCGAAGGGACUAACUAUAUGUAUUAGGACUCGCAUACUGUGCAAUCAUAUUCCGCAAAAUUAGGACUUAUUAUUCUGACAAGAAUCCAGUAUUUUUUCUUGUUUUCCAUUGUUGUUAACAAACUGCAUUCGUUACACAUAUUGUAGACUUUUGCUGCUAUACUUAAAAACCACCGCAAUGGCAACGGAGAGACCAGUGUUGUAGAUUUCUUCCCUUUGACGAAACUAUCCUACAGUUUUACGUUUAGGAAAUUAUUAAAUAACUAUUACAAAACAGUGCAUAUGGGCAGAAGCGAAGAAAAAUAGAACAUAUUUUUGUAAAUGUACAUAGGGCUUCAGUGUGUGAAAAAACGGCGAGACGCUGAUUAAGGAACAAAUAUCUAUUACUAUUAUCGUAAAUCAAUUGUGACACACACACACACACAUACCUACUUUAUCUGAAUAAAGUGACGGAAAA
This is a messenger RNA of Aedes albopictus (Asian tiger mosquito), 3801 nucleotides long. RefSeq names its product NEDD4 family-interacting protein 1-like (gene Ndfip). The record is from RefSeq and is a predicted model, not a curated record. Gene Ontology annotation, biological process: metal ion transport; vacuolar transport; ubiquitin-dependent protein catabolic process. The transcript has 2 exons. Gene Ontology annotation, cellular component: Golgi apparatus; perinuclear region of cytoplasm; endoplasmic reticulum. NCBI's taxonomy places the organism in Eukaryota, Metazoa, Arthropoda, Insecta, Diptera, Culicidae. Gene Ontology annotation, molecular function: WW domain binding. Bases 428 to 1123 code for a protein of 231 amino acids.